AUGGCUUGGAUGACUUACAUUUCAAAUUGGUUUGAGCAAGAUGAUUGGUAUGAAGGACUACAAAGAGCAAACAUGUCGCAGGUCAGGCAGGUGGGGCUGCUGGCCGCGGGCUGCCAGCCGUGGAACAAGGACGUGUGUGCCGCCGGUGGAGACAGGUUUGCCUAUUGCGCCACGCUGGCCAUCUAUGUUUACCAGUUGGAUCACCGUUACAAUGAAUUUAAACUUCACUCGAUUAUGUCUGAACACAAGAAGACAAUCACAGCCAUCUCCUGGUGUCCGCAUAACCCUGACCUGUUCGCAAGCAGCAGCGCUGAGAACUCGGUGAUCGUCUGGAACGUUGCGGAACAAAAAGUCGUCGCUAAACUCAACAAUACGAAAGGGACGCCUGCCUCCCUUAGCUGGUGCUGGAACGCGGGCAACGCGGUGGCCUUCACCUCCCGCCGGGGCCCGCUGUUCGUCUGGGCCGUUUCGGGGCCCGAGAGCGGGGUGACCGUGCACCGAGACGCCCACAGCUUCCUGUCAGACAUCUCCGUGUUUAGGUGGCACACCCAGAAAAGGGGGAAAGUUGUCUUUGGUCACAUGGACGGAAGCAUAUCGAUCUUACAACCAGGUAGUAAAAGUCAGAAGCACGUUCUGAGGCCUGAGUGUCUUGAAGGGCCAGAUGAAGAGGAUCCAGUCACAGCCCUGGAAUGGGACCCGCUCUCCACUGAUUACCUCCUUGUGGCCAAUGUGCAUUAUGGGAUUCGGCUGGUGGACUCGGAAUCGCUUUACUGCAUCACGACGUUUAACUGUCCCAGUGCGGCGGCUUCGGUGCAUUGCUUGGCCUGGGUCCCCAGUGCCCCCGGGAUGUUUGUAACGGGAGAUUCUCAAGUAGGCGUUUUACGCAUUUGGAGUGUUUCAAAAACCACACCUAUUGAUAACUUUAAAUUAAAGAAAACAGGAUUUCACUGCUUACAUAUACUCAAUUCUCCUCCAAGAAAAAAAUUCUUAAUCCAGCCUCCAACCAAAAACCACUACACGUCCUCCACGAGCGAGGCGGUGCCCCCGCCGGCGCUGACUCGGACCCAGGCCUUCUCGCUGCCCCCGGGCCACGCCCUGUGCUGCUUCCUGGACGGGGGCGUCGGCCUCUACGACCUGGGGGCCCGGACGUGGGAUUUCCUCAGGGACAUGGGACACGUGGAAACCAUCUUUGAUUGCAAAUUUAAGCCUGCUGACCCGAGUCUCUUGGCCACCGCCUCGUUUGAUGGCACCAUCAAAGUCUGGGAUGUGAACACGCUGACGGCAGUCCACACUUCCCCGGGGAACGAGGGUGUCAUCUACUCCCUGUCGUGGGCUCCAGGUGAUUUGGAUUGUAUUGCUGGAGCAACUUCCCAAAAUGGUGCUUUUAUUUGGGAUGUUAAAAAGGGCAAAAUGAUACAACGCUUUAAUGAGCACGGAAAAAAUGGAAUAUUCUGCAUUGCCUGGAGUCAUAAAGAUUCCAGAAGAAUAGCGACCUGCAGCGAGGAUGGUUUUUGUAUUAUUCGAACAAUCGAUGGUAAAGUGCUACACAAAUACAAACACCCUGCUGCGGUCUUCGGUUGUGAUUGGAGCCUAAACAACAAAGACAUGAUCGCCACGGGCUGUGAGGACAAAGACGUGCGUGUCUAUUACGUGGCCACCAGUUCCGACCAGCCGCUGAAGGUGUUCAGUGGGCACACAGCCAAGGUCUUCCACGUCCGGUGGGCGCCGCUCCGGGAGGGAGUUCUCUGCAGCGGUUCUGACGAUGGUUCCGUUCGAGUCUGGGAUUACACUCAGGACGCCUGCGUGAACAUCCUCCGCGGACACAGUGGCCCCGUGCGUGGGUUAACGUGGAACCCCGAGAUCCCCUACCUGCUCAUCUCGGGCAGCUGGGACUAUACCAUGAAAGUAUGGGACACUCGAGACGGGACUUGCUUGGAUACUGUGCGUGACCACGGUGCGGAUGUGUAUGGGUUAGCCUGCCACCCCGGCCGGCCCUUCACCGUGGCCUCCUGCUCCCGGGACUCGACGGUGCGGCUCUGGUCCCUGGCCCCUCUGAUCGCUCCUUUACAGAUGAAAAUUCUGGCCGACAGACCUUUGAAGGAAAUCGUCGGGAACACUGAUUACGCCCUACUGCAAGGCACGCCUCCCGUCCUGUGUGGCAAAGUGUCCAGAGAUAUUAAACAAGACAUCGAGAAGCUCCCCAGGGACCCUCGUGUGGAAAGACUGAGAAGGUUUUCAGAGUGCUUAUCACCUCCAGGUGGCAGCGACAAUCUGUGGAACCUGGUUGCCGUGCUACAAGGGCAAGAUGACAGCCUGCUCCCCGAGAGCUACCGUGAGGGCGUAAUGCAUCGGAAGCAUCUGGUCCAGUUUAGAACGUCUGAAGCCCAAGAACUGACAACGGUCAAGAUGUCCAAAUUUGGUGGCGGUAUUGGUGCUCCUACUAAAGAAGAAAGACUGAAGGAAGCCGCUGAAAUACACUUGAGAUUAGGACAGAUUCAGAGAUACUGUGAACUGAUGGUCGAACUUGGGGAGUGGGACAAAGCCUUGUCUGUCGCCCCAGGGGUGUCCGUGAAAUACUGGAAGAAGCUAAUGCAGAGGAGAGCCGAUCAAUUAAUCCAGGAAGAUAAGGAUGAUGUCGUUCCCUAUUGCGUAGCCACUGGGGACGUGAAAAAGCUAGUCACUUUCUUCCUGUCCCGGGGUCAGCUGAAGGAAGCCCUGGUCGCUGCCCAGGCUGCUUGUGAGGGGAAUAUGCAGACCUUCCAUGUUUCUACAGCGAAAGGGCCGUCCUGUUCCGACGAUUUCUACAAGGAAGACUUUAACGACCUCCUGCACUCGGUGAGUGAAGAACUGGCAGAACGGUACCUGCAGGACGGGCGGGCAGUGCUGGCCGCGUGCUGCCACUUGGCGGCCGACGACAUCGAGCUGGCCAUGGCCUCCCUGAUUCGCGGGAACGAGCUGGAGCUGGCGGUCUGCGUGGGCACGGCCCUCGGGGAGGCGGCGGCCCCCGCCACCCACUGCGCCCUGGAAUUGCUGGCGAGGAAGUGCAUGAUGAUUCCAAUGUGCUGUGGUCAGAGGGGGUUCUCACGGAAGUUUCCCCUUUGUUCUGCGACCAGGAGUUUGGCGGCCGAUCUUCUCCUGAUGAUUCCCGAUAACGGACUCCAGUUAGUAAAGCUCUGCGCUUUCUACCCAGGGUGUGCGGAGGAGAUCAACGAUCUUCACGAGAAGUGCAAGCUUCCCACAGUCGAAGAAUGCACGCGCUUGGCUGAGGCCGCCUGGGCAGACGGCAGUGUGCUCGAAGCUGUGAAGUACUACUUGUUGAGUCAAGAGCCCGAAAAAGCCCUUCCUAUCGGCAUUGACUUCGUCAAGGGAUACAUCAAGAGUUCCAACUGGACUUUGGAUGUCGUUUAUCCCAUUCUUGACCUAUUGAGUUAUAUUCGUACUGAAAAAUUACUCUUGCAUACAUGUACUGAAGCUCGAAAUGAGCUGCUUGUGCUGUGCGGCUACGUCGGAGCGCUGCUAGCUGUCAGGAGACAGUACGGGAGCAUCGUGCCAGCGCUUUAUGAGUACACGAGCCAGCUGUUAAAACGCCGGGACGUGGCCGUGCCUUUAACGAUCGAACGCCUUUCUGAGGAGCUGGACGCGUGGAGAGCAUGCACGCAGCCCGUCAACCAGUCAUCGGAAGCCUCUCCGUAUACACCCCCUUCUGAGUCACAGAGAGCGGUUUACGCAACUUUACGGAAGAGGCUGAAAGAGGAGCCGCUCAGAGGACUGACCGGGCCCGGUCACGUGACGGGCUCCCACCUGCCUAGCCACUCCGACAGUCACGUCUCCUGCCUUACGGGGUUAAAAAUCCAGGGCCCUGUGUGUUUCCUUGAAGACGGGAAGUCCACCGUCUCGCUGAACGAUGCUUUGAUGUGGGCAAAAGUGAACCCUUUCUCACCUUUAGGGACUGGAGUUCGACUCAACCCAUUCUGA
Molecule: messenger RNA, 3975 nt
Organism: Pteronotus mesoamericanus
Lineage: Eukaryota; Metazoa; Chordata; Mammalia; Chiroptera; Mormoopidae
Gene: WDR17
Product: WD repeat domain 17
Exons: 29
Coding region: 1-3975 (1324 amino acids)
Molecular function (GO): protein binding
Source: RefSeq, a predicted model, not a curated record